Molecule: messenger RNA, 411 nt
Organism: Cladophialophora carrionii CBS 160.54
Lineage: Eukaryota; Fungi; Ascomycota; Eurotiomycetes; Chaetothyriales; Herpotrichiellaceae
Product: 40S ribosomal protein S12
Exons: 1
Coding region: 1-411 (136 amino acids)
Biological process (GO): translation
Cellular component (GO): ribosome; cytosolic small ribosomal subunit
Molecular function (GO): structural constituent of ribosome
Source: RefSeq, a predicted model, not a curated record
AUGGUCCACCGUCCACGCCGCAAUGUCAAAACAGAAGAUUUUCCAUCGCUGACGCUGCGGGGCCCGCCAGGUGUGCUCAAACUCGCCCUCAUUCACGACGGCCUGGCCCGCGGGCUGCGUGAAGCCUCCAAAGCCCUCGACCGUCGCCAAGCGCACAUGUGCGUCCUCAACGAAGCCUGCGAAGAAGAGGCGUACAAGAAGCUCGUCAUCGCGCUGUGCUCGGAGCACAAGAUCCCGCUGAUCAAGGUCCCCGACGGGAAGAUGCUGGGCGAGUGGGCUGGCUUGUGCGUCCUGGACCGCGAGGGCAACGCCAGGAAGGUCGUCAACUGCUCGUGCGUCGUCGUGCGCGACUGGGGCGAGGAGAGCCAGGAGCGCAACGUCCUCUUGAACUACUUCCAGACGGAGCAAUAG